Molecule: messenger RNA, 918 nt
Organism: Chelonus insularis
Lineage: Eukaryota; Metazoa; Arthropoda; Insecta; Hymenoptera; Braconidae
Exons: 4
Coding region: 175-807 (210 amino acids)
Molecular function (GO): DNA binding
Source: RefSeq, a predicted model, not a curated record
UUCAUUCAGUACAUAACUUUAUACACUUUAGUGUCUUUAAGACUUAUGUAUCAAACAAGUUUAUCUUUGUAAUGAAUCAGCAAUGUACGUCGUGUGAUCUAACAUCGUCAUCGUUUGUCUUACUUGAAAGUGCAGAAAUAUUGGAAAGUCAAGGUAAAAAUUUUAUUAACAGCAAUGGAAUCAACCUCUCCAAUUAUAACAGCACAAUUAGUUUUAGAUUAUUUGAUUGAAAAGAAAUGUUAUGAUGCUGCAAGGAUGUUUCAAGAUACAUCUCCAGAUUUAGGUGAGCUUGUUAAACAAAUGCUCAACGGUGAAAUAUCAACCCCAACAUUGCCUCAAUCUACCACAGAGACCAGUAUUCCGGCAGAUAAGAAUAUGAACUUGUCAAGCAUUCUCAAAAAACAAUCAUCUACAAAAAAUGAAGACUUGAAAAUAAAAAAGCAACUUCAUCAGAAAAGAUUAACAAAAUUUCAACAAAUGAUGUCAAAUCUAUCUUCAGCGUGGUUAACUCCAGAGAAAAAAAGACAUCUAGCAACUGCUUUUGGACUGACGGAAAGUCAAAUCCAGUCAUGGCGUCAAAAGAAAUUAAAAAAAAAAAAAAUGAGAGAAAAAGAAAAUCAAAUUCAUAUUUUAAAAAAAAAGUUAGCAAAUAUAAAUAAUCAACUUGCUAAGAUAGAGCAAAGUGAACAAAUUCUAAACAACAACGAAAAGGUUUUUUGUGAUGUAAAUGAUCCAGGUCCGUCAACAUCUCAAUCAUGUUUUGAAAAAAACGAAAGUGAUGAUGAUUCAGUGGAACAAAUCAUAUAAAUUUGUGAAAUUCAUUAUUUUUAAUAUGCAUGUAUUUUUGGAAGGUUUAUUUUUAAAAUGAGAAAUGAUAAUGUAUCAGAAUUCAUAUAUUAUAUUGUAAAAUAAAAGGAU